AUGCUCACAUCGAUCUUCUUCGGAUUUCUCCUUUUCUCUAUUCUCACCCGCGCAUCGGUGUCAGACACUCUGCACCUCACAGCCAUUGUAGGAAAAGAUGGCGUCUCUCAAAUGGAGUGCUGGUCUCUACUGCCCCGGUAUGCAGUAUCAAGCCAGUCCGGAACGGUGGGAAGCAAACAGCUUCAAUUAGGUUUACUGGCAAACGGGUCAUAUACCAUGUUCCCCCUCCCUGGGCCGUACAAUGCUGGGUUGCACAAUGCUCCAAAUUUCCAAUAUGUCAUUCUUCUCGCCGGAAAUGCAACUGUGACCUUUCCCGAGCGUCCAACAGAAAGCUUGAGCAUCAAAACGGGCGAUAUGCUCAUCGCGGCGGACGUCCUCGGCACGUCUGCACUUGGUCAUGAAACGGUUUGGCAGGGGGGUUCUGUCGCUGUCCAAGUUCCGUUUGAACCUGGAUUUAUUCCAGAUCAUCAUACAUCCCCUGGUUCUUGUCGGUAG
This is a messenger RNA of Laccaria bicolor S238N-H82, 495 nucleotides long. RefSeq names its product small secreted protein. The transcript is spliced from 4 exons. The record is from RefSeq and is a predicted model, not a curated record. Bases 1 to 495 code for a protein of 164 amino acids. NCBI's taxonomy places the organism in Eukaryota, Fungi, Basidiomycota, Agaricomycetes, Agaricales, Hydnangiaceae.